Messenger RNA from Verticillium alfalfae VaMs.102, 2151 nucleotides. RefSeq lists its product as hypothetical. Gene Ontology annotation, biological process: regulation of DNA-templated transcription. The transcript is spliced from 2 exons. The record is from RefSeq and is a predicted model, not a curated record. Bases 1 to 2151 code for a protein of 716 amino acids. Lineage: Eukaryota; Fungi; Ascomycota; Sordariomycetes; Glomerellales; Plectosphaerellaceae. Gene Ontology annotation, molecular function: histone H3K36 methyltransferase activity. Gene Ontology annotation, cellular component: nucleus; chromatin.
AUGUCUCUCUCGCCGUCGAGCCAGAGCAGCCUUGGCGCUGCGGCCCUCGGCCUCGAAUCCUCCUCGCAUGUCGCGUCUCUCAGCUCAACACCACCUACCAACUUCUCCGACAACAUAUCUAUAACCUCCGAGGGCAUCAAGGUCGAGACUACACCUGUACCCGAGAUUCAAGCGACCGUCAUUGUCGCCACGGAGCCUCAGCCUGAGGCCUCUGCCACACCCCAUGACACGCCUCAGAUUGACGCGCCAUCGACCGCCCAAGAGCCCCCCGCAGCCGGGCGUGCUCGGAGGGCACGCGUCAGCAAUCCCGUCUAUAACCUCUCCCAAUUGAGCGGCACCGCCGCAAAGGGAAAUGGCCGCAGAAAGCGAGCCAGCCUCGGAGACGCUCUCUCUACCACGCCGCGCUCCUCUGACCCUCUCGUACGCGACGGCAUUGACGCGCUGAAUCUGCAAUGGUCUAUGCAAGGCCUCAAGACCCCUGGCAAGUUGGCUCAGGAGAAGCCCGGCACUCCUCGCACGACUCGAGCCUCAGCGCGCGACGCCCCGGCCAAGGUCGAUGUCCUUACAUCCAAAGCGACCUCUCUCGGCAAGCGCGGGCGCAAGGCCUUUGAACAGGGCAUUGGCAAGGUCUCCAGAGAACUUCUCCGCCUCAGAGAUACGAACGAGUUUGCCAAAGUAGAAACGAAGCCUGUUUUCCACACCAUUUGGGCCAAUGGCAAGCUGGUUACUCCCGAAGAGCUUGAAAAUGGCCCUGCCCGGAAGAAGGCUAAGACGAAGGCGCCCUCGGAAGUAGAGAAGGCCAAGGUGGACGAGACAAAGAAGGACGGCGAAAAGAGUGAGGAGACGCUAGAGCUUCAUACGCGCAAGGGACGGCGUGUCAAGCGCUGGCUCGCCAAGGGCCUGUAUGCUGGUCAGGACACGCCGCUUGACCUGAACGAGGGUCUGGGCCUCGCGGAGAAGAAGAAACUCGCACAAAUCCCGGAGCUGGCCGCGUCUGGGCGCGUGAACAAGGCACUGCCUUUGCCCAUGUUCAAUGGACUGAGGACGUUGAUCAACGGCCGAGACUUCAAGCUUCCGUUUGACGUUUGCAACCCUUUGCCCCCGGGCCAGCCGAAGCCCGAGCACUGGACAAGAUCUUCCAAGAGUAUGUAUUGCGCGCUCCUGUUCACGGCACGCAUCACUGACACGUUCGCAGAUCGCUUUGUGGAGAUUCUAAUGAUCAAGUGGAUCGUGGGCGGCCAGCCGCGAAUGGCACUGUUUGCGGGAGACGCGCCCAUCAUGACUGGCGACGAAUUGACCUACGACUACAACUUCGACCCUUUCAGCGCUAAGAACGUUCAAACCUGUCUGUGUGGCGAGGCGGAGUGUCGCGGUGUGCUGGGUCCCAAACCCAAGGGACCCAAGCCGGUCAAGGCUGAGAAAACAGACGGCAAGGCUAGUCUGAAGAAGAAGAAGAAGGCCAAGGCUACAAAACCUGACGCCAAAACAACCCCGAAAUCUGCAGCAAAGGCCCUCAAGAGCCCUGCCAAGCUGAAGGCGAAGGCACAGACACCGAAAGCGAACCUGAAGGAGACUGUCAAAAGCGUUGUCAAGCUCGGGAAGCGCAAGCUUGAGGAGCUCGCCGGAGAUGACACAGCCAACGCGAUGGCGAAGAAACGAAAGAUCAAAUCUCCCAAGGGCACGAAACAGAGCGCAAAACGUAGCUUCUCCAACGCCAGCACCAAGGUUGUCCAGGCGGCAGCGAAAGGCGCCGCCACGGUGAAGAAGAGUGUCUCAACGAUUACUGUGAACGCCAAGUCAACACCUGUCGCGAAGAAGACAACGUCUUCCAAGGUGACUACUGUUCGCACAUCCAGCUCAGGCCGUGUCAUCAAGGCGACAAAGAAGCGCGACUCCCUUCUGCAGACGACCUUGUCACCCAAUUCGACAAUUAUCGCAGCCAGAGCUGAAGGCGGCAAGUUCAAGGCUGCCGACAAGGACAGCUUGAAGACGCCGAACAAAACGAAGAGACCGGCCACUCCGAAGAGUCUCAAAAGCGCUGUCAAGUCCCCCCGCAAAGCGCUGGAUCUACCGCGCGUGAAAUCGCAGAUUCGCUUGGUGAGCCCCGAGGCGAGCAGCAUCACUGCCCUCGUGUCCCCCUCGAUGGCCUGA